AUGGAGCUGCAACGACACGCACCCAAAAUCGUGAAGUUGGAGCGUGUCCUGGGUCUCACGUCAAGCUCCAAUACUGCUAUCGCCCAAGACCCAAACACAGGAUCUCUCGCUUAUGCAGCGGGGUGCGUUAUCGUAGUGUUUUCGCCUUUGAAACCACCGCCCAUGCCAAGUAAUGGUGCGACGCCGAGUAAGAAUCGACAAUGGAAAUACUUGCAGAGCAACAGCAGGAAAACCAUAACAUGCCUCGCAUUCUCAAAAGAUGGGAUGUUCUUGGCAUCUGGAGAAUGCGGGCACAAUCCUUGCGUACGGGUAUGGGAUGUCGCACUGCGUGUGGAGCAUGCCGUCUUCAUGGGUCAUAAAUUCGGCAUAAAUUGCGUUGCUUUUUCCCCUGCCCAAAAAUAUUUGGUAUCUGUUGGAGCACAGCACGAUCAGAUCGUCAAUGUCUGGGAUUGGAAGCAUAAAGCAAAAGUCGCGAGCAAUCGUGUUUCAACGAAGGUUAAAGCCGUCGAUUUUUCCGAGAACGGAUGUUAUUUUGUCACCGUAGGCAAUCGACACGUGAAGUUUUGGUAUUUGGAUUACUCUAGGGGAAACAAGAAGAUUAAAGACCCCGUACCUUUAACUGGACGGUCUGCAAUCCUCGGCGAGCAAGGCAACAAUUAUUUUGUUGAUGUUUGUUGUGGUGUUGGUGAUGCUGGUGACUCAACUUUUGCCGUGACAAAGUCUGGGUUACUUUGCGAAUUCAACAAUAGACGUUUGUUGGACCGCUGGGUUGAGUUGCGGACCAAAUGUGCCCAUGGGUUGAGCGUGGGUUCGUCAUCCGUGUUCAUUGGAUGUGACGACGGUAUUGUUCGCUGCUUUGAUCCUUCGACGCUGAAGUUUAGAAUGACUUUACCUCGUCCCCAUUACCUUGGAGUUGAUGUUUCUAAAGGUCUUUCGGUCAACCACAUGGCUACUCAGCCUUCAGACGCCGUUUACCCCAGUUGCGUUGGUGUCAAGUAUGAUCAAGUUCAUGAGAGAGUGAGCUGUAUCUACAACGACCAUUCCCUGUAUGUCUGGGACGUGACAAACCAACACCAAGUGGGCAAAAGCCAUAGUUUUUUAUUUCACUCGGGCUGUAUUUGGGGUAUUGAGGGCUAUCCGACGGUGGGAGAUGGAGUGAAAGCCCUAUUGCCAUUUGGAACGUUUUUCACAUGCUCUUCGGAUGAUACUAUUCGGAUUUGGAACUUGAACCCGAAGAUGCCGACUAACACGCUUUAUAAGCGGAAUAUAUAUUCUAAUGAGCUGUUGAAAGUUUUGUAUGUCGACAAAGCCAUGACUCACCUUUGUGAUAAGAAUCAGCAUAUCUUCGGAUCGCCUGGGAAGGCUGGUGGAGAAGACUCAGUGUUCGACUCCUCAAAUGGCGUACGUUGCCUUAAAAUUUCAUAUGACGGAAAACACUUGGCUUCGGGUGACAGAAGUGGCAUCAUUCGGGUUCAUGAGAUGCAAUUUAUGGAUGAGGUUGUGCGCAUUGAAGCCCACGAAGCCGAAGUAUUAGCUUUGGAAUACAGUCGUCCCGAAAGCCCGGCAGCGAAAGAAACGAAACAACGUAGUUUCUUAGCCUCUGCCUCACGGGAUCGCUUAAUUCAUGUAUUCGAGGUUCACAAGGAAUACGAUGCUGCGCAAACAUUGUCUGAUCAUUCUGCGUCGAUAACAUCCGUUCGAUUUGUUCAACCUGUCGAAGGCGGACUGCGCUUGUUGUCCUGUGGUGCAGACAGAUCCGUAAUUUUCCGCGAAGCGGAUGAGCCGGUGACGGGGAAGCCUGUUGAAUUCAGUAGGUAUCAUAUUGUUACCGGGAAGAACACCUUAUACGACAUGGAAGUGGACAUGUCCGGGCAACAUUUGCUCACCGCGUGUCAGGACCGUUGCGUGCGUGUGUAUUCUUUGCCGACAGGUAAACAUAUUCGCACCUUCAAGGGAUCACAAGCUGAAGAAGGUACUCUUAUAAAGAUUGUCUUGGAUCCGAGUGGCAUGUACCUUGCGACAAGUUCCACUGACAAAACUUUAUGUAUCUACGACUAUUGCACCGGAGAUGUUAUGGCAGUGAUGACUGGCCAUGCUGAAAUCGUCACAGGCCUGCUUUUCUCCGCCGACUGCAAGCAUCUGAUAUCGGUUUCUGGUGAUGGAUGCAUAUUUGUUUGGCGUCUGUCUUCCGACAUGACACGUGCUAUGAUCAGUCGCCUGAAGCAGCAGCCAGCAAGACGAACCACUUCGCAUCGCAUUCCUCUCGCGCCGACGGAAAACGUGUUGGAAUCACUGCAGAAUUCGAAGAAUGGUUUCAUGAAAGAGGAUGAUUCCACGCAAUACAAGUUCAACAUUGGCCAGUUACCAUCAUGGGCAAAGAAACAGAUCGAAACCAUGAAUGCCAAAUCUUUGAGAUCUGCCAGAUCCGAUCUGAACGUCAACGGGAACGCGAAUGUUCGUGGAUCUGAAUUUCCGAAAGGCAGAUGGGCCCAACGAAUUGAUAAUUCUAGUUCCCAGUCACUCACUGUACGCUCCCAUCAUUUCUCCGACACAUCCAUCCCGUUUCCUGUUGCACCGGGUCCACAUGAUUCUGAGUCGUCAAAAGAUAGCUCAUCAUUGGAGAGCGCUGGAAAUCCAUUCGAAGCGAAAGAAAAGGACGGAUGUGAUUCCCCAUAUCUGAAUCGAUAUGGAACGUACGAAAGCUAUAUCAAGGAUUUGGAAAUCUGUGAGGUUCCGAGGAAUCCGUUUCGGCGAGCGAAUGAAGACAGUAAGAGACAUUUCACGGAUGAUAGCAGCGUUAAUAGUUUCCCGUUGGAGGGCGGAGAAACUGAACACGAAGGUGAUAUUGAUGAAGAUUUUUCUGAUACCGAAGAAUCUGGCGAAGAACUGCGACGUGAUGAACCCACGCUUUACAUUCCCCAUAAUUUGGAAUCAAAUUUAACUUAUACCGUGAAUGAAAUGGAUGAAGAGGAGUUGAGGAAAUCUCGCCGUAAACGACAUGCCCGACGUCAGUCAGAUAUCCAAAAUCUGUAUUCCACUUCUGUUUCGGGUAGCCAAGAAAGUGAUCUUGACACUGACUUCGUCGAGAGAAUGGAUAAACUCAGAGAAGAUCAGCUGCAUUCCACUACCCCGUCCACUCCUACGGCCGAUCCGUCUGAAAGAAAUAUCCACGGUCUCAGUGUGAGCACGGAAAGCUUGGAUCAGUUGAAACAACGAGAAGUUUACAUGCUACGGAACUACGACAGUUUAUCCGAGCAACGAACUGCGCAAUUCACACCACGUGGUUCAAUGGACAGUGGAAAAACCAUGUCAUCAAAGUUUUAUUCGACUCAGUAUGCCCGCGGAGAUAUCGAAGUUAAUGGAGACUAUCAUAUAAGCACCAGUCGGAAAUCAUCCAUAAAAAAUGCUGACAUCAUUGAGCAGGUCUUGGAACCACAAAGACGUGGUUCGCUUAAACGACAAGAAUUGAUCAAGCAAAUUGAAGAAAGCAAACGGAAAUUGGCAAGUCUUGGUUGCACCAGCCUUCGCGGGAGCAGGAGCAUCUCGGAUUUGAGCAGGGUGCCUGAUUCGGAUGUUGAAUCAAGCGGGGCGCCAUCUCUCCAAGCACCUUUAGGAUCAUCUGCCCUCAGCAUUUCCCCAGGUAAAAAAUUUCUCGGAUCAAUACUCCCGCAAUACAUUCAGAGCUUGCGCAAGAAAGCCACUCUGCUUCCGGGAUUGUCGAAGCUUCGUCGCGGAUCAUCGGACGGUAAUUUGUUGAACCGAACCUCGGGCAACUGCCUUUCCGUAAUCGCGAAUGGCUGGCCGGAUCGCGCGAAAGAAGCCCCCGAGCCAGUAAUUCAAACCGUGGUCAGUAUGCCCGAUUUAUUGCGCGCGGAUAUUGGGUCAAUUGUCGACGUGGCCCAGAUUCCAGACCGCGGUGCGAAGAAAAGGCUACGAUGGCACAGACUGAGCUGUCCAGAAACUAUUCCCGAAAACAUCGAGCCUGAUCCUCGGCGGUUCACCGCCCAGGACCCCGCUGGAGACCUCGAUCUUUUUCCUGAGCGUCUGCAGCCCAGCACUCCUGAAGUACCAGUUCAAAAGCUUUCAUAUUUUUUGGAAAAUAAGCCAAAGCCACUAACGAUUCCAGUGGUGGUUGGCAGUAGCGAGAGUGUAGACGAUGGUUACGUGAGCCCGGAGGCGCCGCUCCGGACGCCAGGAUUUCCGGGUUGGCCGUCAAGUCCCGGGUUGUUAUCAGAGAGAUUGAAACGAAAUCGACAGCGUUGCAUCUCGGGUGCCGGGAAGAAUGCGGAGCCAAACAGCAGUGAGCGAACGGCGAGUUCCGCCAUGUCGAGCGACUCUUGCUACUUUUCUAGUUCGCCGUCGCCGCACUCGUUCCCUGUACAUGCCAAUCGCGCGUUGAGGAAACUAGUUGCGAGGAACGGGCUCUUGCCGGACUUAUUACCUCCGAAAGGAGCCGUUCGGCCGCACGUUUUGAACUAUUGUGUUUCAGGCAUGCGAGACAGUGGGGCAUUACGUAGGGCUUGUUCUUUGUCCGAUCUGACGAACCCGUGGAUACCCCCAAGACGGAUUCUACCGUCUCCACCUUCGCAGGGAAAAUCUCAUCGUUCCUCGUCCCGUGGAGCAGUAGAGGAACAAGGGCCGCUGCAGCGUGCGCCUUCCAUGGGAACUUUGCAAAGCGGGAGUGGGAAUUUCAUGAGAAGCACAUUGUCUUCUACCCAGAAAACAAGAGGUGGUAGUCAGAAUGCUGGUGUGAAUGAGCCGAGACGACGAUCGAAAAGUCAAGUUAUGUCAUUGUCGCAGUCAAUCGGGGACCUGCGCAACCGACGCGUGUUGGAUGACGAUUCUAGUUCGGAGGAAAACCUUGGCGCAGGAAAACCUGCUCAAGUACUACAAAGUCGCCGGAAUAACAUCGGAGGAAGUGAACUGAAUCUCGCCCUUCGUGACAGCCACGAUAGCCGCUUAUCUGCGGGAACCUCUGCCCGCUCUGUGCGGAGCUCAGCUCCAGACGUUCGAAAAUUAUCCAAUGUGAGACGGAAGGGAACUCCUGUCACGCGGCAGAUAUGCGAUAAAGCAAUGUCCGACCUGCGUUGCGUUACCCACAACGUUGUGCAGUUGUUCAAAAAGAUAGAAGGUGACCCGGCGUGUGCUGAAAAUGAAAAACGGGUCAUGUUACACAACCUGGGACAAGCUGCGUUUGGGGUUUGUGAGGAGCUGAAUCAAAUCGUAGCGAAAGCAGACGUGGGAACUGCAGCGCUGUUUCCAUCCCCGAUUGCAUCAGGGCCCGCCCUGAAUCCAGCUAAUAACUUGGCAGGUCUGACAAUGCCGAUGGGAAAUCCAGUCAUGGUUCAGUUUAUGCAACAGUUUGUAUCAAUGAUGCAACAGCAGCCAGUUGCAGGAAUGGAACAAUUUCCUGCUACAUUUCCUGACAAGAACAGGAACGAUGGGCCAAGUUAGUUGGCUGCGGACGUUUGAAAGGGUUUUCUGUGAUUUGGAAGAGAGCGGCCUUUGUGGGAGAAUUUCGAGAGAAGAAUUUUGUUCAUGAUCAUGUCGCAAUUGAAAUAGCUGUUCUUCUGAUUGAGGGAUUCUCAUGUGCUGAGGAGCUCACAGUUUCUGAAGUCUCGUGAAUCUGAUUCUGUCGCAAUUGAUUUCAAUUGGCAAACAAAUCGGUGCCAUACCAACUGGCCUUUGUGAUUUCGAAUUCGAUUGAAACUGCCCACCCUUCAUCUUCCAGCAAAACGCAGUAUUAGCGAUUUUCAUAUGUUAAUUUUUAGCUUAUGGAGUACCUAAUAAUAUUCCACAAACUCUUUGCUAACUUGGGAAAGCGUUGGGAUUUGAAAAAGUCCUGAAAAAUGAUUUAGAGCGUUCGUUUUGCUGCUGCAGUUAGUUCAAAUUAGCGUCUGCGUACUUAUUUUGUUUGCUUCUUGCGGAUUAUUCAGACGUCACUUUGAUCAACGAACGUUGUGAUGUUCCAGCUUGAUAUUUGCGAGGACCAUGAUUUAAGCGUCGCUUGCUGAUUGUGAAAACACCAAGCAUUUCUGCCUGUCAUAAUCUUUGUGCCAAUAGCUGCGAUAAUUUAGGGAUAUUUUAUUCUUUGCUUCUUUUGUUAUGAGAGGGUCGGCUUUGCUGUUUGGCCUGACGGAGCCAUAGGAAUGCUAGUGCCAUGUUAGACCAGCGUAUGCUCGCCAUUAUUUUAUUAUGCGGUUUAUAUUCAGUAAAUUGUUUGAGUUGAAUGAUAUUUAAAUACAAUCCAGAAGGAUUUCUUAAUGAAUCUUGGCAAGGUAUUCUUGAUGAAGUUCAUAAUUGCAUUGCCAUAUUGAAUUAAAUAAUAUUGGUGUGAUUUUUGUUUUGUUUCGUGCAUGUUUCCGUAAGCUUUGUUGAUUUUCAAGUGUUUUGUUGGCUGUUAGAUCAUGAUGGAUAUCACAUUCAGAAUAUUGCUGCAACACUUCCGGAGUCGUUUUGGGAGUCAAUGGCAAAGUUUUCUCGUCAUUUGUUGAUGCUUUUCAUUUAUUUUCCAACUGAAAAACCGUUUGCGUUGAUUCGCUUUGAUUUGUGGAUGCUGAAUGGAAAAAAGGAAAGGAAAUAUAAUUUUAAAAUCUAAUUUUUUCAUUUGA
This is a messenger RNA of Notodromas monacha, 6611 nucleotides long. The record is from the annotation of a GenBank genome assembly. NCBI's taxonomy places the organism in Eukaryota, Metazoa, Arthropoda, Ostracoda, Podocopida, Cyprididae.